Molecule: messenger RNA, 1792 nt
Organism: Argiope bruennichi
Lineage: Eukaryota; Metazoa; Arthropoda; Arachnida; Araneae; Araneidae
Gene: Orc2
Product: origin recognition complex subunit 2-like
Exons: 13
Coding region: 126-1739 (537 amino acids)
Biological process (GO): DNA replication
Cellular component (GO): nucleus; nuclear origin of replication recognition complex
Molecular function (GO): DNA replication origin binding
Source: RefSeq, a predicted model, not a curated record
GCGCGCUUAAAUGAAACGCGUUUGUUUGUUUAUAUUGCAGCCAAAAUCAUUUGCCUAUACAAAUUUUUAAUUUUAUGUAUAUUUUAAUUCUAAAUUUUUUAUAGUUUUUAUAAUUGCCAAAUAAUAUGGGGAAACCUAGGUCAGGAAGUGUAAAAACGCCUAGAAAAUUGAGUGUGAAAAAAGCGACACCUAAGAAAUCAUAUAGGUCUAAAGAGGAUAUUAUACGUGCUCCUAUGAAACCAAAUACUUCUUUAUCUGAACCUUGUGAAGAAUAUCAACCGUCGUCUGGUUUGUUUGGAGAACAAGAUGUGGAAGGAAAAGAAAUAUUUAAAGUUACUCCAUUGAAACAUAAAUCUGUUAAAACUAGCGUAGAGUCACCAUCUACUGGGAAGUUAUCUGAACAGUUGUCAAAAAUAACUUUUGCUUCUCCUAAUGCAAAAAUCUCUUCACCAUUGCCAAAAGAAUCUGGUGUUGUAGCUGAUAUGUCUAAACGACUAUUAUCAUUGAAAAAUGAGUUUAAUGGUUCACAGAAUAAAGGAAGUCCUGAUGCACAAAGACCAUUAUCAAAACGUCUGAGAAUGAAAAGAGAACUUGCUAAAUUGAAGAGUUCAUAUAUAGAAUCAGAUCUUGAAGACAGUGAUGAAGUUCCUUCCAGUGAUGAUUCAGAGAAUGAAGAGCAGAAGAAAUUUUUCAGCAAGACACCUAAAAAGAACAAAAGCAGUUCUGCUGCUACAUUUUCAGAGACCUACUUUUCUGCCCAAAAAGAGAAAGGAAGCUCAACUUCAAAUCGCACUCUAGCCAAUUUGAAAUUAGAAAAAACAAAUAUUGAUGAAUUGCAAAAAAUUCUAAUAAACAUUCCUGAUCCACAUAAAAAAGAAAAAGAAGCUUUAUUUAAAAUUUAUCAAUCUCAGUUUGAAAAAUGGACUUUUUUGUUACACGAAGGAUUCAAUAUUUUACUAUAUGGUGUUGGCUCCAAGCGAAAUAUUUUGAAUUCGUUUUGCAAGGAAUGUUUGUCAGAUUCUUUAUUUGUUGUUGUUAAUGGCUUUUUUCCAUCCCUUACUGCAAAGCAAGUUUUGUCAUCCAUUACUGAAGGUGCUUUAGAAUAUGAUGGGAAGUUUUCUAGUAACUAUGAACAUACUGAAUAUAUAAAGAAGCAUUUUUCAGAAGGGAAAGAUGCACUCUACCUAAUAAUUCACAACCUAGAUGGAAUAUCUCUACGGAAUACCAAAACACAAUCAUUGCUUUCUUCAUUAGCAACUGUUCCUAAUAUUCAUUUUCUUGCCAGUAUAGAUCAUAUAAAUGCUCCUUUAAUGUGGGAUCAAAUAAUGUUGAAUAAUUUCAAGUGGGUAUGGUUUGAUGUGACUACAUUUGAACCUUAUAUCCUGGAAACCUCCUAUGAGAAUUCUAUCUUCAAACACAAGUCAUCACAUCUUUUACUUAGUUCUCUCUUAAAUGUUUAUAAUGGAUUGAAUUCAAAUGGACAAGGAGUAUUUAAAAUUCUUGCCCAACAUCAAUUUGAACAAAAGGAUCAGUCAUUUUUAGGAAUUUCAUUUCAUGAAUGGUAUCAGGAAUGUAGGGAUGCUUUUUUGGUCACCAGUGAAGUAACAAUGCAAGCUCAACUCUCUGAAUUUAAAAAUCAUAAGUUACUAUCUUCUCGUAAAUCUGUGGAAGGUUGUGAGCUUUGGUACAUUCCUGUUGAUGCUGUAACUUUGGAACAGUUUUUAGAGAGUUGCAAAUGAAUGUAUUUAUAUUUUGAUAUAUUUUGUAUAAAAAUAUCUUAGUGGUUUGUAAA